AUGACGGCGCGUUUAGGAUUGGCUCAGCUGUACCUUCGCUCUAAGCCAAUAGGAGAGAGGCAGUUUGCCUAUAUCAUACCGUUUCGAGGGCUCUCCCAGCUUACUUCAGUUUUGAAGACCGGUGGUAAGACUAGAGCUAAGGCCAAGACUCGUUCAUCCCGUGCCGGCCUUCAGUUCCCCGUGGGCCGUGUUCACAGACUGCUACGUAAGGGUAAUUACGCCCACCGUGUGGGAGCUGGUGCUCCUGUCUACUUGGCUGCCGUGCUGGAGUAUCUGACCGCUGAGAUCCUCGAGUUGGCUGGUAACGCCGCCAGAGAUAACAAGAAGUCUCGUAUCAUUCCUCGUCAUCUGCAGUUGGCCGUGCGUAACGACGAGGAGCUGAACAGACUGCUUGGAGGUGUAACCAUCGCUCAGGGCGGUGUGCUGCCUAACAUCCAGGCUGUUCUGUUGCCCAAGAAGACCGAGAAAGCAGCCAAGGCCAAAACCAAGCAGACCGCUCGUAAAUCCACCGGUGGUAAGGCGCCGAGGAAGCAGCUCGCCACUAAGGCUGCCCGCAAGAGCGCCCCGGCUACUGGCGGUGUGAAGAAACCUCACCGUUACAGGCCAGGUACCGUGGCUCUGCGUGAAAUCCGCCGUUAUCAGAAGUCCACCGAGCUGCUCAUCCGCAAGCUGCCCUUCCAGCGCCUGGUUAGAGAGAUCGCUCAGGACUUUAAGACCGAUCUGCGCUUCCAGAGUUCUGCCGUCAUGGCUCUGCAGGAGGCCAGUGAGGCUUACCUGGUCGGUCUGUUCGAGGACACCAACCUGUGCGCCAUCCAUGCCAAGAGGGUGACCAUCAUGCCUAAGGACAUCCAGCUGGCCCGCCGUAUUCGCGGAGAGCGUGCUUAA
Trichomycterus rosablanca is the source of this 885-nucleotide messenger RNA. RefSeq lists its product as uncharacterized. The record is from RefSeq and is a predicted model, not a curated record. The transcript has 3 exons. The coding region runs from base 1 to 885 and encodes 294 amino acids. Lineage: Eukaryota; Metazoa; Chordata; Actinopteri; Siluriformes; Trichomycteridae. Gene Ontology annotation, molecular function: structural constituent of chromatin; protein heterodimerization activity; DNA binding. Gene Ontology annotation, cellular component: nucleosome.